Colletotrichum higginsianum IMI 349063 is the source of this 2109-nucleotide messenger RNA. RefSeq names its product K+-channel erg-like protein. The record is from RefSeq and is a predicted model, not a curated record. Bases 1 to 2109 code for a protein of 702 amino acids. The transcript has a single exon. NCBI's taxonomy places the organism in Eukaryota, Fungi, Ascomycota, Sordariomycetes, Glomerellales, Glomerellaceae. Gene Ontology annotation, cellular component: nucleus.
AUGGCCUCGCCCAUGUCGCUGAGAUCGCCAGUCACCCCGCCGUACGAUGAGGAUUACAGCCAGGGUAGUCCCAAGGGCAUGUUCGAGCCCGGCGUGAGAAACAGCCCGACGUCGUCUGCCCUGCCUGUCCCCACCAUGACCCUUUCUCCCCCCGCGAGCCCGCGCGCCGCGCGGACGAGCAAGAUGCCCAUGAGGUUGAGGAGCAACUCGGGCCUGUCGCUCCACACGAACGAAGACGCCUUCCGCCGGUACACCGACUACAACCCCGACGGGUCCCCGCGAUCCCCGACCUUCGGCACCGGCCUCUGGUCCAGCCUCGACGGCGUCUCGACGAGCCUGCGCCGCAGCUUCGCGCCGCCCGUCAUGGAGGUCGAGCCCGAGACGCUGCCCAUCCCGGACUUCCUCGGCCGCGAGGUCUUCCAGAUGAUCCUCGGCAACACCGCGGCGUCCCAGCGCUUCUUCCACUUCGCCCAGAGCCGCGGCAGCGGGCCCGACGUCGAGUUCCUCCUGCGCAUCCAGGAGUACUCCAGGUCGCUGGCCCAGUUCGGCAAGCAGGCCUCGGCCAUGCCCACGCCCGCGAACCUCCCGUCGGCCGUGAACAAGGCCCUCAACGCCGACAUGAAGCAGCUGACAAACGCCGUCCUGCCGGGCCUCGAGACCCUCUUCGCCGAGUCGACCCGCUGCGUCGAGCGCCGCAUCGCCCGCACGAUAUAUCCGGCCUUUGUGAAGCACCAGCUCGCCUUCUCCACGUCGGCCGCCAUGGCCGGUGGCGCCCGCGUCGGCAGCUUCAAGUACCCCGGCCUCGCCGAGUCCUUCUGCCUCGCAGACGCCCUCGGCCCCGACUACCCCGUCGUCGCCGUCUCGGACGCCUUCGUCGCGGUGACGGGGUACCCCAAGACCGAGGCGGUGUCGCGGAACUGCAGGUUCCUGCAGGGCUCGCUCACCGACCGGGACGCCGUCAAGCGGCUCCGCGACAGCGUCGCGCGGGAGGAGGAGUCGCUCGAGCUCGUCCUCAACUACCACCGCGACGGCACCCCCUACUGGAACCUGCUCUUCACCUGCCCGCUGACCGACGCCUCCGGCAAGCUGCGGUACUACCUGGGCGGGCAGGUCGACAUGUCCCAGGGCGUCGGCGACUACAAGGACCUCCUCCGGAUCCUCAACUCCGGCCCGCCGCCGGUUCUAGACGAAGCGAAGGAGGACGCCUCGGGCCGGGAAUCUCGCGUGAGCCGCCGGAUGAGCCGCGCCGGCAGCCGCGAGAGGAAACAAGAGCGGCGGACGAGCCUGCGCAGCCGGGACAGCUUGCACAACAAGGGUCCCAAGAAGAGCCUCUUCCAACCCUUCCGGAAGCAUGCGGCGGCGCACCACAACAGCAACAACAACACUGAAAACCAGGAGAACGCACAGCAACAGCAGCAGCAACAACAACACAACAACGUCGACGUCGUCCUCGAGCAGCUGCAGACCGUCUCGACCUCGGAGGAGCGCCUAUCCCUCGCGUCCCCGAUCGACCCGGCCUACCCGGCCUACAGUCGCCUGAUCGUCCUGCAGCACACCGACGGGCCCUCGGGCUUCCCGCCGCGGUCGUCGUCGCUGCCGGCCGACCCGAACAAGAGGAAGGCGACGCAGCUCAGCGUGGCCUUCUGCUCGGCCGCGGCGCUCGACGCCCUCGGCCUCGGCCUGUUCGCCGACAGCAUCGCGCACCGCGACAUCUUUGCCGUGCUCUCGGAGCUGGCGGACUCGCCGUCCGUGACCAAGAGCUUCCGGAACACGGUGCGCGAGCGGAUCCUGCGGGACGGCAAGUCUGCGACGCUGGACAUCAUGCUCGGGGGCGGGUACCUGGCGCGCAAGGGCAGCCUCAUCGGCCUCGGCGGCGGCGGCGGCGGCGGCGGUGGCGGGCGGUCGUCGAGGGCGGAUGACGCGGACGGUGGCAGCGGCGGCGGCGGCGCGAGGAGGCAUGGUCGGCCGGCCAGCCGGUCCGGGUUCGCGAGCCUGGUGGGAGAUGCGGGCGGCAAGAUGGAGAAGCUGACGAGCCACUGGACGCCGCUCAAGACGGCCGACGAGAGGGUCGACUGGGUCGUGGUCAUCAUCACGCCGAUGAUGAAGUAA